Vigna umbellata (rice bean) is the source of this 1607-nucleotide messenger RNA. RefSeq lists its product as uncharacterized. Lineage: Eukaryota; Viridiplantae; Streptophyta; Magnoliopsida; Fabales; Fabaceae. The record is from RefSeq and is a predicted model, not a curated record.
GUGCAAUUUUCAAAAUUCUCAUUCUUCAUGCUAAUUCAACACUUCUUUCUAGUCAUACCAAAACCCGCCACCUUCUUAUGCAACCCAACACCAUUUCUCACCAAACCAUGCUCCUUCCAUUUCAUCACGCAUCGCUUCAUAUGAAUCCUAUUGCUCUCUGCGUUUGUUGCGUUGUACGUCGCGUGAUCAACCACCCUCUUCUGAGACGGUGAAGCUGCUGAAAACGGAGGCAUCAGAAGAACAAAAAGCAGAGAAUUCGAGAGACGAAAAAGAGAUGUUAAAGAGCCCCAAAAAGUUUGUUGCUCCCGUUACUAAAUGGGUCUGUGAGAUUAAUUGGCGUUUAACCGGGUUGAUCAUUCCUUUCGUUUUAUUCAUUAUCUUCUUCUCUCUCCAUUAUUCCUCCACUUCAAACGGUUUUAACGCUUUCUAUCCCGUUGAGUUUUUUCUCCGGCUCCCUUGUUCCGGCGAGAGCGACCAUGUUUUGGAUAAGGAGGAGUUGUUGCGGUCGAAAAUUGCCGUGUGUUUGGUUGGUGGCGCUAGGAGGUUCGAACUCACGGGACCAUCCAUAAUUGAAAAUAUCCUCAAAGAGUAUCCCAAUUCGGAUCUUUUUCUUCACAGUCCGUUGGAUUCGGACACGUUCAAGUUCUCGCUGUUGAAGUCUGCGCCAAAUGUUGCCGCCGUUCGAAUCUUCCACCCUCAGCCGUUGCCGGAGAACGAGUCUUAUGUUCGAGUCCUCACCGCGCACAACUCACCCAACGGCAUCCAGGGGCUUCUUCAGUACUUUAACCUCGUGGAGGGCUGCUUAACAAUGAUAAGAUCACACCAACAGAAGAACAACUUCACGUACGACUGGGUAGUUCGAACACGUGUAGACGGGUACUGGAACGCACCGUUGGGCCCACAAAACUUUGUUCCCGGGAAGUACCUGGUCCCACCGGGCUCCUCGUACGGCGGACUUAACGACCGUUUAGGAAUCGGCGACCUCACUACCUCCACGGUCGCACUGUCGCGUCUCUCGUUAAUUCCGCAACUCGAUUCCGCGGGCUUCAACAACCUCAACUCGGAGGCAGCCUUCAAGGCCCAACUCACCACGCAGAAUGUGACCCACGUGGCCAAACGACUCCCCUUCUGCGUCGUUUCUGACCGCCGCUACGAUUUCCCCCCGGGACAGUUCGGCGUGCCGGUGGCGACGCUGUCGAGCCCCGGGCCGCUCAGCGGCGCAAAGUGCAGGCCGUGCACGGCGGUGUGCCAGGGUCUGUGCGUGGAGACCGUGAUGGAGUGGGUGGAGAAGGGGUGGAGUUGGACGGAGUGGGAGAACGGCGUGCUUGAGCUAUGCGACGCUCGCGAAGGAUGGGAAAGUGGUUGGGAGAAGAUUUUCGAUGGGGUCGCCGGGAAGAAACUUGCGCGUAUUAGGAAGGGAAUCCAGUUUAUGAAAAUGGGAGAAUGCGUUGAGGAUUUUCAGAAGCUGAGAAAACGCAGUACGCAUUGGAGUGCGCCUCCGGAGGAUGAGAUUUGUACAUUCGGUUUGACUCCACACUGAACUUUUCACCCUUUUCUUUGUCCCAGGGUAGAAAUAGGAAAAAUAUCUUAAAUUGAAAAUACAGGAC